AGUUUCUGUGCGUUGAAGGGGAAAGAUAAGGAGGGCUCCUCGCAUCGCCCCCAGAGAAGACGCAUCGAGAUAGCAAGGAUGUGUUCUCUGGAGAAGCGUGGCCGCGUCUAUGUCCUCAGCCUCACCGGCGACAACGAGCACCGCCUCAACGCCGAUCUCAUCGCGGCGGUCCGAUCCGCCCUAGCCAAGGUCCGCGCCGAAUACGCCGCCGCACCUAACGGCUCCGCCCUCGUCACGGCCGCCGAGGGCCGGUUCUUCUCCAACGGCUUCGACCUCGCUUGGGCCAACGCCGCCGGAUCCCCCUCCGCCUCCCUCCAGCGCCUUUCGUCCCUCGUCGCCCUCUUCAAGCCCGUGGUCGCGGACCUCAUGUCCCUCCCGAUGCCCACCAUCUCCGCCGUCAACGGCCACGCCGCCGCCGCCGGGUUCAUGCUCGCCAUCAGCCACGACUACACGGUGAUGAGGGGGGAUCGGGGGUUCUUGUACAUGAGCGAGCUCGACAUCGGCUUGCCCUUCCCGCCGUACUUCAUGUCGCUGAUGCGGGCGAAGAUCGCCGAUCCGAGGACGCUGAGGGACGUGACGCUCCGGGCGGCGAAGAUCACGGGAGCGGAAGCGAAGGCGAGGGGAAUCGCGGACUCGGUCCACGCCGGCGCCGACGAGGCGUUGCAGGCAGCGAUGAGGAUGGGAGAGGAGCUGGCGGCGCGGAACUGGGACGGUGGGGUGUACGCGUCGAUCCGGAUGGCGGCGUUCCCGGAUCUCUGCAGGGCGGUGGGAUUGCCGGCGGAGGACGCGGAGCAGAAGGACAAGACCAUCGCCGCCAAGCUCUGAAGUUGGAUCUCCACUACAAGCGAACCAAUAUAUGGUUCAUCACUCGAUUUUUGUCUCAUGGGACAACCUUGUGUCUUUUAGGUCAGUUCAAUUGAUCUACAGGUUGCCCUGCGAGCAAAUUUGGCCACAUAUGGGGUGUGUUAUAUGUUCAAUUAAAAGCAAAACGAUCCUUCAAUUUGAAUCAAGAUAUGUUUCAUCA
Musa acuminata AAA Group (dessert banana) is the source of this 1024-nucleotide messenger RNA. RefSeq names its product enoyl-CoA delta isomerase 2, peroxisomal-like. Lineage: Eukaryota; Viridiplantae; Streptophyta; Magnoliopsida; Zingiberales; Musaceae. Gene Ontology annotation, cellular component: peroxisome. Gene Ontology annotation, molecular function: delta(3)-delta(2)-enoyl-CoA isomerase activity. The record is from RefSeq and is a predicted model, not a curated record. The coding region runs from base 79 to 825 and encodes 248 amino acids. Gene Ontology annotation, biological process: fatty acid beta-oxidation. The transcript has 2 exons.